GGGGGUGAGGAUUUCGAUAGGACGGAGUGUUGUCGCGAGCUCGGUGUUGCAACGAGUGUAAGGACGACGUUCUGGACGUCGAAAGUCGACGGAGAGAUUAGAAUACGAGGUAGAACUGGUGGUGGUGGUGGCGGUGGUGGUGACGACGGAGAAGAUAAUAAGGAAAAAAAGGCGUCGAGAAAUAUUGUGAAAAAAGUCGCGGGGGUUGAAACGUUAGAUUUAAGCAGAGAAAAGUCGAAAAAAAGUAGUCAGCGCGAAAUCAGCGCGAAGAACAACAGAAGAAAAGGAAGGAGAAGAAGAAGCUUUAGCACGGUGAAGAGCCAAGUGUACGCAGUCACCGUGGGUGAUGUGAGGCUGGCGUUCGCCUCACGUUUGGGGUAAUGCCCUCCAGUGAGCCCCAUCCCUCUCAGUACCAUCUACAGCAGCAUCACGGGAUUAUUCAGGCAUCGCAUUUGCAGCAGCAGCUCUCGUCGUCGUCGACGUCGUCGUCGACGAGCGCUAGCAUUGGGCAUCAGCAUCAGCUAUAUCAACAGCUGGUUGCGGCCCAUCAUCAGCAACAGCAGCAGGAGCAGCAAAGACAGCAACAGCAACACGGAAGCUUUCAAAAUUCCACGUACGCGCAGCAAAAACAAGAGAUGAGCCCGGAGGAGGAGGGCGGCCGGGGUGGCGGGUCCCCUCCGGCAGCAGGGGCUGCUCUUCAUCAGCCCCAUCACCCUCGUACCGCGAGUCCACCAUCGGGUACGGAACCGUGCACGCGGGACGCAAUACCAACGCCCACGCCUACCGCGGACACGACAACGACGACCACUGCUACGAGUAACAGCGGAAAUGGCAAUGGCAAUAAUAACGGUGGUGGUAACAACGGAGGAACCGGUACGACAGUCGUUACCGGUACAACUUCGGUAACCGCUGGGGCAACAGGAAUUACGUUGAGGGAACAACAACUGCAAGGGCCAAGCCCGAGUCCGAGCCCAACCGGUGGUGACGUUGAGAAAUUCGACGGCAAAAUCGUUUAUAAUCCCGACGGAUCGGCAUAUAUAAUCGAGGGAGAGAGUGAACUUAGCGAAGACGAUUCGUUGCCUGAUGGAUGCAUAGUCGAUGGUCGAGGUGUUUCGGUUCCACACUCUUUGGUCUAUCCUCAAAUCGCCAGUGCUUACUAUGUCUCGAGGCUUUAUGCGCAUCAGGCGUAUCAGCAACAACAACACCAGCAACAACAACAAAGAUCCGCGGCUCAACAGCACAAUCCUGAUUUACCUGUAAUGCAUAGUUAUCGCGUAAUAAGUUACAGAAGCGCGGAAGGUAGCAAACAAAAACAGCCCAGUACACCGACGCCGACGAGCGGUACGCCGACAUCCGCAGCUUCGGUGCCUGUCAAACCAAUACUCAUGUGUUUUAUUUGCAAAUUGAGUUUUGGCUACGCCAAAAGUUUUGUAGCUCACGCACAGGGUGAACAUCAGUUGACGCUUAUGGAGGACGAGAGGCAAGUGUUGUCUCACUCUACGGCAUCAGCAAUAAUACAAGCGGUUGGCAGAGGUAAACAACCGCUCGUGAGUUUUCUCGAGCCCGUAACGGAUUCGUCGGUUUGUCCACAAACAUUACCGGCACAACAGGGUACUCAACAAGGGCAAAGAGGUAGCUCAGGGACCGAUGUUAUUGAACAAAUGGAGACAACAACGACAACGAGUACUCCCGCGAGUACGCCCGGAAUACCGAGUAGUCCGUCGCAAGCGAAUCAUCAUCAGCAGCAGCAGCAGCAGCAGCAGCGCGAAAGGCCAUCUCCGACAACACCUACAACACCAACGUCGCACUCGAAUACACCAUUGAGUUUCAAUCAUCAGCAGUCUCAACAGCAACACCAAUGGACCGGUGCUCAAGUGAGUGCGGCGUCCUGGGCGAAAGCUCCAGAUGCGAUGCACUAUACUUCUCCACCUCCACCGCCUAGUUCAACCAAAGGCUCGCCCUCGUCGUACGCAGCCCUGACUCAACAACCACCGAAUUUUUUAACCGGUACAACGAUAGGGGUUUGUCCGGAACACAUGCAAGGACGUCCCAGUGGUGUUGAGUGCCCGAAAUGCGAGUUAAUUCUCGCGAGUAGUCGGUUAGCCGGCCCUGGUGGUCCGCUCGCCGGUAUACACAGUAGAAAUUCCUGCAAAACCCUCAAGUGUCCGAAGUGUAAUUGGCAUUAUAAAUACCAGGAGACACUGGAGAUCCACAUGAAGGAAAAGCAUCCGGAAAGUGAAACCUCAUGUAUUUACUGCAUAGCAGGACAACCUCAUCCGAGGUUAGCCCGAGGGGAGACUUACACCUGUGGUUAUAAACCUUAUAGAUGCGAAGUGUGUAACUAUUCCACAACGACCAAGGGUAAUUUGAGUAUACACAUGCAGAGUGAUAAACAUCUGAACAAUAUGCAAGAGCUCCAGCAAGGAGGUGGUGCUGCUUCGGCCGGUAGUAACCCAUCGUCGUCUCAAGAGGCUCCUAUGCCAACGAGAAGUCCUCAUCACCAGCAAAAUCACGGUCCUCAUUUGAGCGUUGGACAAACGGUGAGCCAAGGGAAGCCGAAACCAACGUUCCGUUGCGACGUUUGCAAUUACGAAACUACCGUUGGGCGAAACUUGAGGAUACACUUGACCAGCGAAAAGCAUACGCACAACGCGCUUGUUUUGCAACAAACACUAAAACAACAGUAUCACCCAUUUUCGGCGCUUCAGUCCCAUCAUCAACAAGCCCAACAUCAUCAUCAGCAACAGCAACAGCAACAGCAGCACCAACAACAGCAACUCGAACAACUAUUGCAUCUUGGUGGUCUCGACAAACCUCAACACGCCGAAGCUGCGCUUGCCGAUAUGGCUUAUAGCCAGGCUCUUCUUAUACAAAUGAUGACGGGUGGUCAAUUGCCACCGCAACUGCCACCCGAGUUAAUUGGAGGUAUGGCGAAUAUGGGAGCAAUGAGCAAUCUCGCGGGGGACGUUGGUCUAUCGCCCGAGAGCAUGGAGCCACCCCCUGAACCCGCAGAUCCUGACCCCACGUGUCUUUUUCACUGCUGUGUAUGUAAUAAUUUUGCGACUGAUUCCCUCGAGGAAUUGGGCAAGCAUUUAGCAACGGAUAGAUCGCGUACGCGAGAAGGUGAGAUUCUCGCCCUCGUAGCAGGCAAUUUCGGCUGCAAAUUAUGUUCCUACAAGACCAAUCUCAAGGCAAACUUCCAGCUGCAUUGUAAAACAGACAAGCAUCUGCAGCGUCUUCAGCACGUUAAUCACGUUAAAGAGGGUGGUCCCCGUAACGAGUGGAAGCUCAAGUUUCUCGCGUCACCAACGAGCGCUGCUCAAUUACGCUGUCACGCGUGUGAUUAUUACACCAACAGUGCUCACAAAUUAGCUCUACACGCAUCAUCGCCCCGCCACGAAGCUGCUGCUCUUUUACUUCGUCAUUUACUCGAAGCAAGUGCCAAUACCCAAUCAGUGGGUAAACUGUAUCACUGUGCCCUGUGCGGUUUUAGCGCGAGGCACAGGCUUCCUCUGUUACAACACGUACGCUCACUGAGGCAUCUGCAGAUGGAACAAUUGCAUCAGUUGCAUCGACGCGUUGGUACACAGGGAAACGAAACUCCGCAUACUGAUAUCGGCGACGUUUUUCAAGUUGCCGCUGAUCCCGACUCGUCGGCCAGUCAACAACCUAGCCCGACCACUCCUACAACACCAAACGCCGCAAACAACAGCAACGAGCGGCGUGAAGAAGGCAGUAGCGAUUGCGGAAGUGAGGUGAAACAAGAGCCCGAAAACGAUCUGGAAGUCGAUCCAGAACAGGAGGAGAGCGAGGAAAUUAUCACGUGUCCUUAUUGCAUGUUUCUACCAAGCUCGAGGGAUGAGUUAAGGACGCAUCUCCUGAUUGCGCAUAGGCAGGAUUCCGAGGAAAAAGUAGACACUGUGAAAGAAGAACCGACGCCGGAAUUGCUUUGUCCUUUGUGUCAGGAUGGUUUCAAGGAACGUCCGGCACUGGAGAAGCACGUAAUGCAAAUUCAUUCAGUGAAUGCUGAUGGUUUACAAAGGCUCUUGCUUCUCGUUGAUCAAAGUCACUGGUUGAAUAAUAAUCCACGGAAUACUUCGACACCCGCGGCAACGCCUACUUCGCCGAGUACUGCGACCGCAAAAUCUCAACAGCAGCAACAGCAGCAGCAACAACAACAACAACAGCAGCAGCAGCAGCACCAACAACAACCACAGGCGCCACAACAACUGCAUCAUCAAGAGGAGGAGAUUAACGAACGUACGACUGUCGACGAAGUCGAGGAGAUCGCCCAUUGCACCGUUUGCGGACGGGUGUGUCGUUCAAUCGAGGAGCUUCAGCAACAUCAUCGCGAGGCUCAUCCUGCCACGAGACCAACCCUAGCUGUUAGCGAGAAACACGUUCACAAAUAUCGUUGUGGUCAAUGCAGUCUCGCUUUCAAGACACUAGACAAAUUGCAGCAACAUUCGCAGUAUCACGCGAUACGAGACGCCACAAAGUGCGCGCUGUGCGGUAGAUCGUUUCGUUCGGUCCAGGCUCUCCAACGCCACUUGGAAUCUACUCACGCUGACGUACACGAGGAAGAAUUAGCGCAAUACAAGCAAAGCCUGUUGCAUGCUCAUCCUUUGCUUCAGGCGUUGACGGAAGAAGCAUUUCGUAGACAAGGUGGUCUCGUUUCGGAUGCAAAUGCCGAAGAGGAGAGCCGCGGUGACGAAGAGGAAAGCGAUGCCAGCGACUCGUCACCAUUGCACAAAGAGCAGCGUUUACUCGAGGAUUAUUUGAACAGCCAACCCGUUGCUGAGGACAGUUAUCACGAUCCUGGGCGCAAGUUCAAGUGUCAUCGUUGCAAAGUCGCAUUUACUCGUCAAAGUUAUCUCACCGGACACAACAAGACUUUGCUUCAUAGGAAGGGUGAAAAAAUGUCUUAUCCAAUGGAGAAGUAUCUCGAUCCAAAUAGGCCAUUCAAAUGCGACGUUUGCAAGGAGAGUUUUACGCAAAAAAAUAUUUUGCUCGUGCACUUUAACAGCGUGAGUCACUUACACAAACUCAAGCGAGCGGUGCAGGAACAAGGCAAUAACAAUACUCUCAUAUCGGUGGUACCACCGGCUAGUCCAGUGGAGUCCCCUGAUUCCCAACAAGAUCAGGACAAAAAACCGUAUAAAUGUAACAUCUGCAAAGUCUCGUACUCGCAGGGUAGCACGCUCGACAUUCAUAUGAGAAGUGUUCUACAUCAGACCCGCGCCAGUAAAUUGCAAGAUCUCGCUGCGAGUGGUCAACUCGAUCUUGGACGUCCGUUGAUCGAGCAACCGCCACCUACGAGUCCGACGAGUCCACCUUGUGGUAAUAACGCGACUACGAAUACCGGUGGCAAUCAAGUAUCCUGUCCCCGUUGCACUGCACUGUUUGUGAAUCAGGAACAAUUGGCCACGCACCAACAACUAUACUGCAUAUUCAGCAAUCCACUGGCGCUCUUUCAACAAUUGGCAGCUUCUCAACAAAUCGCCGCUUCCACCCCGGACAAAACACCGCCGCCGAUGUCAACGACACCGGGACCUCAGCAACACGCUCAAUCGACAAACGUCGCUCAGCAGCAACAGACGCAAGUAGCUCAAGAUAUUCUUGGUCAACCUCGUCACAAGACUUCGCAGAUGUACAAACAUUUGCUCGAGAGCUUCGGUUUCGAUCUUGUGAUGCAAUUUAACGAGAAUCACCAGAGAAGACAAAGAAAAGAAGAAGAAGCGGCGGCGGCUCUUCAAGCACAGCAAGAACAGCAGAAGCAAGAACAACAGAAACAAGCUUUGGCUGCACAAGCAGCGCAAGAGCGAGAAGAGGAACCCGAGGAGACGAUGGACGAGGAAGCAAUUCCGGAAUUAACGCGCAGUACCUGUCAGCAUUGCAACAAAGAAUUUAGCAGCGUUUGGGUUUUGAAGGCACAUUGCGAGGAAGUACAUCGCGAUUUGGUGCCCCGUGAAUUCCUCGAAAAAUACGCUCAACAAUUCAAGUGCGAGUACGAAAAGAAGAGCGUUGUCGUUACCGUGGCUACCUCAUCGUCGACGAAUACCGCGCCACGAUGUUCCACGCCGGCGUCCAAUCAGCCGCAGGAUCUCAGCUCCGAUAAGGAGAGGUGCGAUAAGGAGAAGGAAGAGAGUCCCGAAAGUAUGAAAGAACAAGUCAGUCGUACGCCAGAAGCCACAUCGACUACUCCGGCGACGACACCGGCAUUGAGCAAUACACCAGUCUCAAGUACGGAUUCUCUAACACCGACUGCUCUUUCGACCAAUGCCACGCAUCAUAUUCAAUCACAACAACAACAACAACAACAAGCACAACAACAACAACAACAACAACAGCAGCAGCAGCAACAGCAACAAGUUCAGCAGCAGCAGCAACAACAACAACAGCAACAACACGCCCAACUGACUCUAGCUCAACAGAUGUCUGAAAUGCAAGCCGCUCUCAACGCCAUGGCUGCUUCGCAGCUGCAACAACAACUCCAACAAUAUCCCGGUCUCAUGAUGGGUAUGAUGGGUCUUCCUCUCGGACUCAAUGUGCCUGCUCUGGCUGCAAUGAAUCUACAGCCUCCUCUCGUUCCAAUGAUGCUGCCACCACCUCCGUAUGACGGUGCUAACGCCGGAUAUCCACCCAUUAACGCACAGGCUGAUAUUCUUGCGAAGCAACAUCUUGUUCUGCAACAACAACAAGCGGCUGCGGCUAAUGCAGCAGCGUCGCAAAAGCGUGCACGUACGAGAAUAACAGAUGAGCAAUUGAAGAUACUGCGAGCUCAUUUUGACAUUAAUAAUUCGCCGGGUGAAGAGCAGAUUUUGGAUAUGGCAGCGCAGAGUGGCCUCCCACCGAAGGUGAUAAAGCAUUGGUUCAGAAAUACGUUGUUCAAGGAACGUCAGAGGAACAAAGAUAGUCCGUACAAUUUCAACAACCCACCGAGUACGACACUGAAUCUCGAAGAGUACGAAAAAACAGGGGAAGCCAAGGUAACACCGUUGAAUUCGAGUGUCUCCGGAGGCAGUUCUUCGGAUGACAAGAGUCCGAACAAGCAAGCCUCUCCACCCCCUCCAUCGUCCGGAUUACUAUCGGGUUCGAUGUUGCCGCAAAUAAACGAGAUAAAACAAGAGAUACCGGAACCUACGCAAUUGCAACAGCAACAAUCGCAGCACGAAGAUCCGCAGCAUCAUUCACCAGGAAGCUCGGGCGGACAACAGUCCCGACCUCAUUCACCCGCGCUGAGCAUGAGUUCAGUGUUUUCGGGACUUCAUCAUGAUAUUUCUUCUCACGGUCCGAUUGUGACAAGUGCGCCGAGUACGCCUAUGCUGCCACCAAAAAUAGCACCACAGAACUUUGCUAGUCCGAACGCGAGCUCAGGAGUCGUAGUGCCAGGCUCAAUCGCUGCACUGGCAUUGACACCGCAACGUUCUUUGAGCCCGGGACGCGGACCAGCCGAUUAUUCCUUCGGUGGUAAUAGCAAUGGUAGCAAUUCAUCCGGGGGUAGUUCGGGUAAGCGUGCCAAUCGUACACGUUUCACCGACUAUCAGAUUAAAGUUUUGCAAGAAUUUUUCGAGAACAACGCCUAUCCCAAAGACGAUGAUCUCGAAUAUCUGAGCAAACUGUUGGGUCUCAGUCCCCGAGUUAUCGUUGUUUGGUUUCAAAAUGCUCGACAAAAAGCUCGCAAAGUAUACGAGAAUCAACCGGCGGCUGAACCGGUAACACCAGGUGGUCGAGAAGGUGACGAUGGCUCGGGUCGUUUCCAGCGUACUCCGGGUCUAAAUUAUCAGUGCAAAAAGUGCUUACUCGUGUUCCAACGUUACUAUGAGCUUAUCCGACAUCAAAAGACUCACUGUUUCAAAGAAGAAGAUGCCAAGCGUAGUGCUCAGGCUCAAGCAGCAGCGGCUCAAGUUGCCGCGGUUCUGAGUUCUGAGGACAGCAACAGUAGUUCUACGACAACCACUAAUGUUAAUCCGAGUAACCAAACACCGGCUACUCCGCUUGCUGAUCAACUCCAACAACCAAUGACGACCCCAACACCGCCUCAUAUUCAACAACAAAGUUUGUCGCAGCCGUUGCAUCAACAGACUCAGCAGUCGAUCGCAGCGGCUUCUCAGCAGUCGCAAUCCGAACCGAAAGAAGGCAGCUUUCAGUGUGACAAGUGCAAUCUCAUGUUUGGGCGAUUCGAACUUUGGCGAGAACAUCAGCUCGUACAUAUCAUGAAUCCAUCGCUCUUUCCACCCGCUUAUCCGCCUGACUCGCCCUUUGGUAUACUCCAACAACAGGCGCUCAACGCCAGUACUGGCAUCAACGCCGAUUCGCAGCAUCCUCUGAUUGCGAUGAUGCAAGAUCGCAAGAGAAAGUACGAGGAUUUUGAGGAGAGCACGGGUAGCGAUGGACGACCAAAUUCCGAGCACAACGAGCAGCCCAAGGACAAACGUCUGCGAACAACAAUCCUCCCGGAACAACUCGAUUAUCUCUAUCAAAAGUACCAAGUAGAAUCAAAUCCGUCGCGUAAAAUGCUCGAGACUAUCGCGCGCGAGGUCGGCCUUAAGAAACGCGUGGUACAAGUGUGGUUCCAGAAUACACGAGCGCGCGAAAGGAAGGGUCAAUUCCGUGCCCAUAGUCAGGUAAUAAACAAACGUUGUCCUUUCUGUCCGGCAUUGUUUAAAGUUAAAUCUGCAUUGGAAUCGCACCUGUCGAGUAAACACGCCGAUCAAGUUGCUCGCGGGGAAGUGAACAUCGAUAACAUACCGGACGAGGAACUCUCGAUGGAGUCUGCACCAUCGAAUUCCAGCACUCCGAAUAUGAUGCCACCGCUUUUUCCACCGUUCAAUACUGACAUGGAGGCAUCAUUGAAGAAGUACUACGAAGAGUCGAUGAAACGUUACAUAAGCGAAUUGCAGGCGCACACGAGCAACGGAAAACAAGAAGGUAGCUCGGCAGUGACAACAACAACGACUACGACGAAUCAAGGCUCGAGUAGCACGACCGGUGAAUCGCCGCUCGAUCUGAGCAAGCCCGUCGAUCUUAGUCGUCCGGUAAAGCUGAGUCUCGGUGGAUUAUCGAAUUUGCUAGAAGAUCAGCACAAUGUUUCGCAACAUUUUCGAGGUGGAAGCGAUUGCGGUCCGUUGACUGAUCUUUCGGAGCGUAGUAUAUGCGACGAUGACAGUAUGAGUGAGACUACGGAAUUUCUCGACGACGAGUGCGGUCCCGUUAGUCCAGCGUCGAGUACACAGAGUUCAAGACACGGAGGUGCUGCGAGUGGUAUGGGCGGUAGUAUCGGUGGUGGCAGUCAAGCCGUUAGCAAUGCUGGCAGCGGAAGUGGCGGUAUACAAUCAGGCGGCAAGAGAUAUCGUACGCAGAUGUCAGCGACUCAAGUAAAGGUCAUGAAAUCCUUGUUCUCCGACUACAAGACACCAACGAUGGCAGAAUGUGAGAUGCUCGGUCGUGAAAUAGGAUUGCCGAAACGCGUCGUCCAGGUAUGGUUCCAGAACGCGCGUGCCAAGGAGAAGAAGGCUCGCCUGGCGGCUGGCUUACCGGCCGAGGGUUCGGCAGUCCAGCCACAUCGCGGACCAACCGGGCCGGACGAAUGUCGUCUUUGCUCGGUUCGUUAUUCCCCUAAAUCACCGCUUCAGGAGCACGUAUUUUCGCGACGUCACAUCGAGUCCGUGAGAAUUGCGGUCGAGGAUGGUAGCCUAGUGCCACCGACACCUGGCGCACCGAUUCUUCCAAACAGUAUUAACAACGCAAUGAGUAACAACAGUACGAUCGGUACGGGCGUGGUCACUCAACAGACAACGAUAAAUCAACAACAGACAGAGGAGAACAUGAUGUACGGGUCGUUGUUUCUUCACCCGACGGCAAUGUUCCAGACUCAACAGCAGCAGCAGCAGCAGCAGCAACAACAACACUCUAGCAACGCUGCAUCGAGCGCUGCAACGACUACCACCGCCGUAGCGGCUUCGAGCCUGAUCGGUAGCGCGAAUCUCGGUGUUGGGAAUUCGGGCAGUCUGAUGUCGCUCCAAUUGGAGAACAACGGUGGCUACGUCCAAGUGCCGCGUUCGUUGAUGCAAGCGUUUUUACGUCAGGAUCCAAAUCACCCGGGAGUGGAGACGGUAAGGUUGCCGAGUGCUUCGUCGCAGGAAGAUCAAGGGGCGCCGGUGACGACGAUGACGGCGUCAGGAGCGAGUGGAGCAGUUCCGAAUUUCUGUCGGGAGGUCGAAACCGAAGUGUGUUUAGUUUGUCGUCGUUGCGGACGCGCCUAUCCUCAAGAAUCGAUGUUGCUGGCGCACCAGCGUUCCUGCUACUUGGGGAAUCAACAGAGCCGCGGUGCUUUGCGUCUCGUGCAGUCCCGCUACAGUUGCAGUUUGUGCGACACCAACAGCUCUACGAGGACUUACGGAUCGAUCACCGAGUGGCGGCGUCAUUCGGAAACUCUGCAACACCGUACGCGUUACGAACAGCAACAGCAACGGCAGCAGCCAGCGAGCCAGUCCACGGCCGGAGGAAACCCUGGGAAACUCGGAACUCCGACGAUCGACCGCGAGGCUCGCUCGCCCAACGGCGACCAAGAGGCGAAUCCCCUAGUCGACGAGAUGGAGGACGUCGUUAAUCAGAUAACUCUGCUGGCGGCGCGAGCCGCCGCGGAAAGCACCAAAAUCGGAGGGAGCCAAUCGGCGCAAAACCCAAGCGACAACAACAACGGACCCGAGGCCAAAAGACAGAAGCACGUUCAAGAGAUCGCCGCGAUCGCCGGCGGCCGCUAACCACACCGAAUGGCCGAAACGGAAAGAGCGAUCGAGCGCGAUCUUCACAGCCGGACUGGAUGAAAAAUCUUAUCGAUUGUAAUUUAAUAAUGGUGGAAACGAUCCGUAGCUUCUACCCGCGGAGAUCUUUUUGCCUGCAAGCUACUUCCCAGUGUGGUGGAUCCUCGGAAAAACCGGAGAAAAUCGGACAGUGAUGUUCUUUCUGUUCAUCUUUUUUCUUUCUUCUUUCAAUAACUCGCAGACGUUUGUCUUGUUUUCUCCCACGGGACCGGCCGAGGGUGUUUCGUACUCAUUGAUUUAGUAACGCGAUUGACGAGAUACAUGCGCAUAUCUCGUUCGUUACGGAGAAAAUAGUGAGAGAAACGUAAGGAAGACUAGACGAGAUCCAGGAGCGUUGACUGAAGCGCGCGGACUCAACCAAGUUCCUCAUAAAAACAAACCGAGAAGACGAUAAACGCAAAGCGAGAAUUCGAAAGGAUCUUUCUGAGCGACAAGUCCGCGGAGAAUGUGACGUGAAAAUGUCUCGUGUCGAACGCGUACUCGGGAUUAGGAAAGACGAUGAAAAUUCUUCGUUCAUCAUUUAUUUACGAAAUUCGACGUUUUCUUUAGUUCUUGCGCGUUUUUAGCUUCGACGGACGUUCCGAUUCGGCGUGGCUUCCGCCCGAAUCGUGCUGAUAUGAGAGUGACUGGUCAUUUUUUCAAGAUAGAGCAACUCGAGUGAGAGAGAAAAAGAUAUUUGAGGAUAGGGAGGACGAGACGAAGCGAAGCUUAAUGAGAACCUGAUAACAAAUCGUCGAAUCGACGACCGUUCGACGACGAAACGAAGGAGGGUAAAAUUAUGUAAGCGAACAAACGAACGAAAACGAAAGAUAAAUUUGUGCUAAGCGCGCAAUGAAGCUCCUCGACUUCGUCGUGGUCUGACAAAACGUUCCUAUGUAAAGUAAUAAUAAAUCAAGAAAGAAGUUACUAAAAAACAAAUUUUUGCUGACCGCUCGAGAGCGCCCGACACACUCUUACAACAGGGACAAAACAUUUGGAAAUAAAGAUUGAGGGAAAAGCGAGGAAAACUCGAAGAUCGAGCGGAGAUUUAAUCUUCCGAGUAAUGCGAUACGUAUCAACAAAAAACGAAUGAAAAAAUGCCUCGAGCCGGCCGCUCGGAUCUCUGAUUUUUUUUCCACCUCGCUCUGUCUUUUUCCCCGUAUCAAUGCGAAGUAGAGAACGAUAGUGUAACGAGCAAAGAGCAACGAAAAAGGGAAAAGAUUGAUUAGUGAAGAUCGGUGUUCGA
Venturia canescens is the source of this 12051-nucleotide messenger RNA. It is a transcript of the gene zfh2, whose product is annotated as Zn finger homeodomain 2. Lineage: Eukaryota; Metazoa; Arthropoda; Insecta; Hymenoptera; Ichneumonidae. The coding region runs from base 381 to 10766 and encodes 3461 amino acids. Gene Ontology annotation, cellular component: nucleus. The record is from RefSeq and is a predicted model, not a curated record. Gene Ontology annotation, molecular function: zinc ion binding; DNA-binding transcription factor activity, RNA polymerase II-specific; RNA polymerase II cis-regulatory region sequence-specific DNA binding. Gene Ontology annotation, biological process: regulation of transcription by RNA polymerase II. The transcript is spliced from 5 exons.